This is a messenger RNA of Acaromyces ingoldii, 1049 nucleotides long. RefSeq lists its product as hypothetical. Gene Ontology annotation, cellular component: nucleolus; preribosome, large subunit precursor. Bases 38 to 973 code for a protein of 311 amino acids. Gene Ontology annotation, molecular function: RNA binding. The transcript is spliced from 3 exons. The record is from RefSeq and is a predicted model, not a curated record. NCBI's taxonomy places the organism in Eukaryota, Fungi, Basidiomycota, Exobasidiomycetes, Exobasidiales, Cryptobasidiaceae. Gene Ontology annotation, biological process: rRNA processing; nuclear-transcribed mRNA catabolic process; ribosomal large subunit assembly.
AACUCUCUCAUCGACCAUAGGUAGACAGGACGGAAAGAUGCCACGAGCAAAGCGAAACAAGGUCGUGGCACUCACGCGGGUGCCGAAGCGUAACACGCGGGACCGCAAGGCGUCGCAUAUGGACGUGGUGCGCGAGGCGGCGCAGGCGCACCCGACAGUGGUCCUCUUUGGCUGCCGCAACAUGCGGGCGGCGCACCUGCACGAGGUGCGCGCCCUCUGGAAGAGCAACGGCUCGCAGAUCAUCUAUGGCAAGAACCGCGUCGUGGCGCGUGCGCUGGGUGCUACGCCCGAGGAGGAGCUCCGGACUGGCCUCAGUGGCCUCACGGCGCGGCUCAAUGGCAGCGUCGGCCUCCUCUUCACCGACAGCGCCCGCGACGAGGUGCUGGACUGGUGCAAGGACCAUGAACGAGAGGACUUUGCCAGGAGUGGGCAUACAGCCACACAGGAUGUGCUCCUGCCAGCCGGCCCUGUCCAGAUGGCGCUCGACCCGCCCGAGACGCUGCCGGCGCCGCUGGAGCCGCAGCUGCGCAAGCUGGGCAUGCCCACCGAGCUCAAGCGGGGUGUGCCGACGCUCCUCCAGCCCUACCAGGUCUCCACCGCCGGCCAGAAGCUGUCGCCCGAGAACGCCCAGAUCCUAAAGCACCUCAUGAUCAAGGACGCAAAGUUCCGCCUCGUGCCCCUUGCCGUGUGGGAGGCAGCGACAGAGCGCGUCGACGACCUCGCACUGAGCGACGAGGACCGCAAGGAGUUUGUGCGGGCAAAGAAGAAGAAGCGGGCCUCGGCGGCGGCUGCGCAGAGGGGCGAGGGCAAGAACGGCGCCGCGCUGGACGAGGACGAGGAUGAUGAAGAGAUGAGCGAGGACGACGACGACGAGGACGCAGAGGAUGACGACGAUGAAGAUGGCGCAGAGGUCGAUGAGUUCGAGGCCGGCGACAAGGUCGGCAAGGACAUGAUGCUGCCCGCAGGCUUGUAGACGAUCGUCGCCCCCUGCUUGUACUAAUGGCCCACGUUCUUUCAUUCUUUUCAUGACGAGCGACAGUUUCCACAUC